Molecule: messenger RNA, 4615 nt
Organism: Electrophorus electricus (electric eel)
Lineage: Eukaryota; Metazoa; Chordata; Actinopteri; Gymnotiformes; Gymnotidae
Gene: ccnd1
Product: cyclin D1
Source: RefSeq, a predicted model, not a curated record
CACACACACACACACACACACACACACACACACAUACUCCCCUCUCGCACUCUCACAGGCUGCGCUGCUGCUUUGAUCUUUCUUUACAACAGUUAGCUAACGUCAUAGGCUGCACUGCUUAGAAGGGGAGUUUUGUCAAGCGGAACAGAGCUGCAAGAGUUUUCAGAGGCUCUCGCACCGCAGUGGCAGCAGGCAGCAUCCACGGAACCUCUACCCUUGUCUAAAGCGCACAAUCUUACUUUCAUCGCCUUGUGCCAAAGUUGAGGCAGCGCCGAAGACAUGGAACACCAGCUGUUUUGCUGCGAAGUGGAUACCAUUAGAAGAGCUUACCAAGACGCAAACUUGUUGAAUGACCGAGUUUUACAGACAAUGCUUAAAACAGAGGAAAAUUAUCUUCCUUCGCCAAAUUAUUUCAAAUGCGUUCAGAAAGAAAUUUUACCCAAAAUGAGAAAAAUCGUCGCCACAUGGAUGCUCGAGGUGUGUGAAGAACAGAAAUGUGAAGAGGAGGUUUUCCCGUUGGCUAUGAACUACCUGGACAGAUUUCUAUCUGUAGAGCCCACUAAAAAGACCAGAUUACAGUUGCUCGGAGCUACCUGCAUGUUUUUGGCCUCUAAAAUGAAGGAAACCGUUCCAUUAACAGCCGAGAAGCUUUGCAUAUACACUGACAACUCUAUUCGUCCCUGCGAACUAUUGCAAAUGGAACUACUGGCACUGAACAAACUGAAGUGGGAUCUAGCGGCAGUGACGCCACAUGAUUUCAUCGAGCAUUUCCUUACCAAACUUCCAAUACAUCAAAGCACCAAACAGAUUCUGCGCAAGCAUGCCCAGACGUUUGUGGCGCUCUGUGCAACAGACGUCAACUUCAUCGCCAACCCCCCUUCCAUGGUGGCGGCGGGCAGCGUGGCGGCGGCCGUGCAGGGGCUGUACCUGAAAAGUAGCAACGGCUCUCUCUCCUCCCAGAACCUCACCAACUUCCUCUCCCAGGUCAUCAGGAGUGACCCGGACUGUUUGCGAUCGUGCCAGGAGCAGAUCGAGUCAUUGCUGGAGUUGAGCCUCAGGCAAGCACAGCAACACAGCAUCUCCACAGAGACCAAGCGCGUGGAGGAGGACGCCGACCUCUCCUGCACGCCCACAGACGUCAGGGAUGUUAACAUCUGAGUGGACCACGCUUCUUCUCUAGAGUGUUUCUUGUUUGCUGUCUGGUCUGGGCUUUGACCAGAGGCUUCGUGGGACGAGUGGGACCCAUAAGCCCCCACUGGAACCCCCAACAACACCUUAACCAAUCAUAAUCAGCCCCACAGAGUGCCCUCACCGUUGAGCCCUCAGUGGAGCCUCCCUGUGGCCUUCAUGACUGGGCUGUUACUGAUCAGACCCACUAGCCGAGGACAAGGGAAGGAUGAAAACCCGUUCACAUUGCUGAUUACUCUCUCUGUCAGGCCUUCUCCAUAUAACUUGAGUGAAAUGAUAAGACACAAAAAUGUAUAGAAAAUUUAGGAUUUUUUAAAAUUAAACAACCACAUAUUUUACAUAUGUAGUUGUGACUUGUCAUAUAUAUAUAGACAAGGAAAUAGCUUGAUAUUUUCGUGUUGAGUGUGUCUAAAACUUUUUUUUUUUUGAAAGAGAAAAGGCAUUAUUAGUGUGUUUGAUUUCUCUUUCUUUUAGCUAGUAUGUUACACAUGCUAACAGUCACCCCAGCCAUUUUUGCAGUCUAGGCAUGUGUAUCUAUCUCUGCUUGCUUAUGCGUUUAGUCACUUUAUUCUAUUGUCUAGACUUCUCAAAAUUCCCUAACGUGUUUUCCUUCUCUUUCAAAAUGGUUUGUGUAACCCUAGUAUAUUUUGUUAAGCAUGUGUUAUUCUAUGUUAUGAUUUAGAGGCCUGUGGAUUGCCAAAGCUGAGGUUUAAACUUAAUACCAGACAGAACCAUUGACAUUAUUAUUAUUAUUUUCAUGAUAUAUUUCAUCUUUUGAUUUCCUCACUGCCAAUGCUGUCACUGGCUAUGACAAAAUAAGCUUGUCUCUUAACUGCUCUCUUCAUUACACUCACGGUGCAAUCCACAGUCUACGUUCUGUUUAGAUACAUGUUAUAAUCUAAAACCAUUCCAUUAAAAAAAAAAAAAAAUGCACUUUCAGUCCGUCUUGCGAGACUGGCUUAUGAAAAUCCACAUUUGUAAAACAAACCUGAAAGAAAAAAAAACAUGGAAUGGAGUAGCUGAUGGCAGGCUUGUAACCUGUCUGCAACAUGGAGCGGGUCUCUUUAUGGUGUUGUAGGUUGGAGAGAAAGAGAGAGAGAGAGAGUGAGAGAGAGACGCUGAGAGACUGAAAAGAUACAUACUCGCAGAAUAGCAGAGAUAAAGCCUGAGGGCCAAUGCUGCCAUCACCCUCUCCCUGCUGCCAGAGACGGACAGACACUGGAGAAAGUUCUGGCGCAAUCCCGAUGAGAGCGGCCCAAGCAAGCCUACCAUUGUUCAGCUACGCGCCCCCCAAUAGCAGAAGAAGCAUUGGCGCAUUUAAAACACUAAAGUAACAUAGCUAUAUCAAAGAUUGAGAACUAUUUAUUUUGCCCUUUUCCCCUCAUAAGGCCAGUAUGGAGUGCAAAAAUGGAUACCCAAGUUUGCUUGGUUUUGAAAUGUGCUUCACACACAGCUAUUUUCUACCUUGUGCAAAAAAAAAAAAGAAGAUCAUUUUGAAAGCUCAACAGGAGUGCGAGGAGGUGACGUGCUCGAGACGAGAACACCGUUGUAAGAGAAAUCAAAGCGGCGUGGCUUCUAGACGAUUUUGCACAAACCCCAAGAUUUGCGUAUUCCUCCUGCCUCUCGCAGGAGGGGUCCCAGGGACGAUGAGCAUGGAUGUUGGAGAUGGCUGAGGGAGACACUGAAAAGAGCGACGUCUGGACAUCAGAAAGUAAACCGCAGAACUGAAGUGUUUGUACAAGAGAAGGAGGGAACACAGGAGGCACACUCCUCAUAUUUAGCUGCUCUGGAGGGAUUUCCAGCAAGUAUGAAACUUUCAAGUAAAAAAAAGAGAAAACAACCAACAUAAAGACAUGCUUCAUUCUAUUGUCUUGUUUUGCUGCUAUUUUUGGUUUUGACUAUGUAAAAUGUCAAUAUACUGCCAUGUCAUGGGUUUUAAUUUUCUCAUAGAAAAUUAUGAUAUUGACAUCCUUGUUUCUUUUCGUAGUUUUUUUUUUUUUAUUAUUGGAUCAGUUUUUAUUAAUGUGAUUUCUGCAUUAUUCCAAAAAAGGUGGAAAAAAAAGAAAAAAAUAGACAAAUGUUCCUUUCUUACCCACAAUACCUCAAACAGUCAUGAUUCAGCAAUGAUGAUUUAGCCUGGGCUUUUGUUUCUUUUCUGUUUUGUCUUUUUAUUUCACUUGGUCAUACAGUGCCUGCUAGUCCAGUUGUCAACAGCCAAUGGACAUGCAUUAUUCAUCAUCCUUCUGGGUCCUGAUAUGAGCAAGUGGAGAGAGCAUUGAAUGAAAUUGGUGCCAUAAACAUCUUGAUUAUAUAACUCAUUUGAGUUUUUAACUGUUUCAUUAAAAGAGACUAUAUGCCCCCCCCCCCUCCCCCCAGGCUGAUUGUGGCCCAAAUGUUAUAUAUUUAUAAAGUGUUUGUACAAACUGAAAGUAGAUAUGAAAUGCCAUGUCAAUUUACAAAGCCAUAGUGUGGAUUUGUAAUAAUUUAACAGCACCCACGCUAAUGUAUCAGUACCUGGCCAUCUUGUUCUGAACACAGGAUGAUUAGCGUGCUUGCAUCACGUGUCAUUAUUACAAUAAAUGGAAAAUAGAUAUAAUCGCCAACAGUUUUUUUCUUCAUGUCUUGUUCAUGUAGGAAUUAGAAAAUUGCUAUUUGUAAGAGUCACAGAUGCAGCUGUUUUCUGUAUUCUGUAUUAUUAUUAUUGGCACACUGUUAAUUCUGUCAAGCAGAUAUACACCCAGAGCUGAUUUUCGACCCACCCUCUGUUUUAUGUUCUUUUAGCCAUAGACAUGGUGCUGCUAUAUGUCCUGCAUUGUGACUGGAGAUAGUAAUUUAUGUAAAGAGGUGCAGCUUUGAGCUAAGGAAUGAGCUACUGGCUUAACCCAGGACCCAGGGGGACGAAAACAUACUAUCCUCUGUAUUGUAUCAGGAAUGUUUGUUACCUCAAAACAACAACAAAAAAAAAAAAAAAAAAUCAAAUGUCUGACAAGAGCUGGCAUGAACUUAUGUUCACAUGCCCAGACAUCAUGCAUUUAAGGAAAAAUAAAUACAAAAAGAAAAAGACAGGAUGGUGUGGAGGUCUUCACCCAAGCUUUUCUCUUGAAUGCGCAAAGGGAGAAAUUGACUCAGAGAACUGAGAGGUCGUUGCAUCAUCCCCACAACCUAAAACGCUUGGCUUUGUGUCUCCAUUCUGUUGUAAAUGAGGCCAGUUGUUCUUAGUCUUUAGUCCUGAAUUUUGUUCAUUCUAAAGGGUCAAAGGCCAACUGAGGACACUCUAGUAGAUAUGGUGAUGACCUGGCAAUAAAAUAUCACUUAAUGUCUGUUCAUUUAUUUUUUUGCCAGUUGCUGGUCUGAAAUGCACAAUCUUUACUUGCAGACCCAUUCUAGACAUGAUGUUAGCUAGAAUUAAACUCAAGCUUCAAAAACA